Molecule: messenger RNA, 1620 nt
Organism: Penicillium olsonii
Lineage: Eukaryota; Fungi; Ascomycota; Eurotiomycetes; Eurotiales; Aspergillaceae
Source: the annotation of a GenBank genome assembly
AUGUCGAUUCAAGAGAGCCAGCGCGUGGGCGACUCCUUCUUCAUAAACAUUGAAGAUGUGCAUGAGGGGUGUCUCGACACGCGUGUGGCUCCAUGCCAGCAUGCCGUCUACCUACACUUCCUGUUGCCUGUUGGAUCCUGCCAUCGAGUGGGAGCUCAAGUCUCGAUCAUUCCGUUUUCACUGCGCGGCUUUCAAGGGCAAACCUUCCACUAUUCCGAAGGUGCAUUCGUACCGUGUUGCGACGAAGUGCGAGAAAGUGACAUAUUAUCCCCGAUCAGUGACUUGGCCGAGGAGAUCUAUAAAACGGCUGUUCCCUGGCACAAGUGGAAUCUGCGGGCCCCAGGGUUUUGGAGCGAGCUAUCCCAAUCCUCCGCCCAGCCUCCACUCCAAUGCAUCGAAACCUCAAGAUAUAACAUGGACCUCUUGGUGACGCAAGCACGACUUUUCAAGCCCGCAACCCCAGUCAAUAAUCUUCUCGACGAUACAAGCAGUGAUAUGCCAGAGAUGUCGAGCUCGAGUUCGCACACAAGGGCCAGCUCUCGCGAUUCACCAUCGCUAAGAUCAUAUCCAAACACACCCAGACCGUCGAAGAGAAAGCGAAAGGAGGAAUCUGCCACCUCUGUCGAGGCCGUGACUGCAACAGCGGAUGCAUUUCUCUAUCGACUCGGGUCAACCAGUAUACCGGAAGAAGAGAUCUCGUCCUACAACGCAUUAACUAAGAUCAAAAGUCAACCGCUGUCUCCGCGCGGGGAAAAUGUCUCGCGGGCAUGGGAGAUGUGCAUAAGCUUUGCUAGGCGUUCGAAUCAGAAGCUUAAGUACGGCCGGUUCUUGCGAUUCCUAUCGCUCUGCUUCUUCCUGAUAUGGGAGCGACACUCGGACAAGCAAGGUAAAAGCGCAGCCCGUGAGGUCAACGCCAAAAUGCGAGAAGCUGGCUUCAGCGGUCACUCACGUGGUCUCAAGACGAUGCGGGAUGAAACGACGCUUAUAAACAGGAUGGUUGCCUCUAUACAAGAGGCUUGUGGCCCUAAACAAGCGGCGACUCUGUAUCAUGUUAUAUUCGAGCCUUCCAAUUAUCAGCUUAUUCGCACGAUUAACAGACUGGGAAGUGAGAAAAAGUCAAGUAUUUUGGCGCAUAUGUGCAGAAAUGCCAGACUUGAGUCUUUUCCUUCAUACUCCAGCUCAACUACCUGUGUGCAAAGUAUCAUUCAGCAGUAUCUUCCCAACUUAUCAACCGACGCAAUCAACAAAGCCAUCGGAUACCAACCCCUGAGCGAGACUUGCCAUAAUCUCACCGAGCGAAGGAUUCGUGCACCUAAACCUUUAUCCAGCCUCCAACUUCCGGAUUUCGAGAUCGAGCGGGUGAGUGAGUCUCGGAAACCCCGACUCACAAAUUACCAGAAUAUGUUCGGAGAUCUUGACCGGACGAUGAGCGGAGAUGGAGCCGCAGACAUCCCAGCUGGCUUGGAUACACUGCACGGCGAUGAUAGCCCGUUCCUUCAAUUACCGACUGUUAUAGACGACCUAGAAUUCGAAUUUCCUUUCAGCAUGGAUGUAGAUAGCAUGGACGGGGGCUUGGGUGUUUUGACCGAAGCUGGGCACCCUGAGCUGCUUGCCCUCUGA